Messenger RNA from Daphnia magna, 4415 nucleotides. RefSeq names its product mucin-17. Lineage: Eukaryota; Metazoa; Arthropoda; Branchiopoda; Diplostraca; Daphniidae. Bases 831 to 4088 code for a protein of 1085 amino acids. The record is from RefSeq and is a predicted model, not a curated record. The transcript has 3 exons.
UUUUCAACGAUUGUUUUUGGGGGAGGGAGUGACUUCGUUCGUGACCACCGAAGAGCCAGUCACUUUAGGGUGAAAGGGCGUAUAUAAAGGAACGAACGAAACGGAUUGUUGUUCAAACAUCAGUUCGAUCUGGUAAUCAUCCAACAUGGCUCCGGCAAAGUUUGCCCUAGUUCUGGCCGUGUUGUUGUCUGCUGCUCUCGGCCAGUUGUUCAAUCAAGACGUGAUGGAAUCGAAACAUCGUGCAGUUGGUUACCGCCUACCACCGCCCAUGUACGUCAGACAGCUAGGUCCUAAUUACAAUAUUCAUCACGCUCAGCAUCUCCCUUCCAAUCCGAUUCCCUAUACUUUACAUCGACCACCUGGUCCUGUGCAUCACGUUAGACCGGUUCACGUAGUUCCACACGUCCAUCAUCUCCCUGCCUAUCAAAUUCCGUAUCCAGCACCAAGACAGACAUCAAAUUAUGCUGUUCCAGUGCCCCCCACAAGGACCUAUCCAGUUCAAUUAGCUUCCAGACCCUACGUGACACCUACUACCCCCAGGCCUGCCUUUCCUUCACCUGUUCAUCCUCCCUAGAUCACCACAUUCCCAUCCUAAUUACGUGAAACCCCAACAUGCUGCAGUAGCUCCUUACCCACCUGUGAGGCCAGUUCCAACGAGAGCUCCUUUCUAUCCAUCAGCUCCUUCACCUCCUACACCAAAACCUGCUCCUCCAGUGGGUUUGAGCUUGCUGGAUCUUCCUUGGGUGAAACCACUUUAUGCUCGAAAUCAGGUGCCACCUAAACCAUAUUAUUAUGGAAAUCCAUCCACUUGGCACCUACAGACAAAAGAAAUGAAACCAGCGCCCGUAGUCAUCAAACAGGAAGACACUGGUGUCAGCAUAUCGAGCGUUGGAUCUCCGCUCCCGAAAACCGUGACCAAUGCACUUCCAUCUGCAGUUGCGAAUGAUGACAUUGAAGUACGGGAAAUUCCACGGGAAGCUACUGCGUUCAACGUUGCAGCACCUGUGUCUGUAGCAACAACAAUCCAAAGGCCAAUCAAUGUGGUAAUCUCCGAUGAUUCGGGUGAGGAUAUCCGAGUAAUUCAGGUAGUUAGUACACCUGCACCUAUGCGUACGACUCCUCCAGCAAUGAUCCAGCAAAUUCCAGCAUCUGAUCUUCGUGUAUCUCUUGCGAUGACCACAGCGAGACCAGCGACUCCAGUGGUAGUGUUGGAUAACUCGGAUGAAGAUGUUCGUUUCAUCCAGCAGGAACUUCCUGUGCCAGCCACUGCCUCCGUGUCAGCACCAGCUGCUGUUCCAUUGUCGAUUGUAGAUGACUCUGGAGAAGACAUCAGGAUCGUUCAACAAGUCCAGGUGGGUAAUGUCCCUGUAACUAGCCCAAGGACACCAACAACAACAGCAAAUUCACUUGGAACCAACAUGGCUGAAGGUCUCGGGUUACGCGACGUCCCCCAGGAAAUGAGUUUGUCCCCUUUGUCUGUGACAUCUUCGGUAGUCAGUGCACCGCAAGUGCAGACCAUUUCCCUGGUCGUUUCAGACGAGUCUGGUGAAGACAUUCUCCGGCAGGUUCCAGUAUCUAACGGCCCAGUUGUUGGACCUCGAUUAACGACAACAUUGAACCCUGAGGCUUCAGUCGUGGUGGUGGAUAGCUCGGAUGAAGAUGUGGGCUUAGGAAGACUCUCCCAGCAAGGAAGCGGUCCAGUUUUUUCUACGCUGAAUGCUGGAACAAUGACGACACAGUCACCACGAAUCUCCGUUUCCAUUUCGGAUAACUCGAACGAAGAACUCACGAUCGUUCAACGAGUUCCAAUAUCUAAUGUUGCUGUACCUACAUCAAGAUCAGCAAUGACUGGAACAUCCUCCUCGUUUACAGUAGUGGAUACCUCUGAUGAAGAUAUCGUGUUACGGAACGUACCCCAAGAAGUUAACCGGCCGCUAUCGUCUGCAACGAGGCCAGUUGUCCCACUGAACGUUUUUGACGACUCGGUUGAAGAUCUCCGGAUCGUACAGCAAGUUCCAGUGCCGAAUGUUUCAGUAACUCCACCAUCGACAAUGACGAGGCCAAGCGCUUCAUUCGUGAUAUUGGACAGAUCGGAUGAAGAUGUCGGUUUAGAAAGAAUCCGCCAGCCAACUAGCGGACCCUUUUCUUCUGUGACAAAUCCUGGAACAUUGACACAACAGCCAGCAUUUACAUCCGUUUCCAUUUCGGACAACUCGGAAGAAGACCUAAGGAUCGUUCAAAGAGUUCCAGUAUCCAGUGUGUCAGUAUCUAGAGGUCCAGUUCCAGUACGUACAUCUCGACCAACAAUGACUGGAACAUCCUCGUUCACAGUAGUGGAUACCUCUGAUGAAGAGAUCGUUUUACGGAACGUACCCCAACAAGUUAAUCGCCCACUUUCAUCUGCAUCAAACCAAGUUGUUCCAGCAGCCACCGUUUUUGACGACUCAAUUGAAGAUCUCCGGAUCGUUCAACAAGUUCCAGUAUCCAAUGUGUCAGUAUCUAGAAGUCCAGCAUCUAAUGUUCCAGUACCUUCAUCUCGAUCAACAGCGACUGGAACGUCCACGUUCACAGUUGUAGUGGAUACCUCUGAUGAAGACGUCGUCCUACGGAACAUACCUCAGGAAGUUAACCGGCCACUUUUGUCUGGCUCAAGGCAAGUUGUUCCAGCGACCGUUUUUGACGACUCAGUUGAAGAUCUCCGGAUCGUACAACAAGUUCCAGUGUCGAGUAUUCCAAUUACCCCACCAUCGACAACGACGAGACCAGUUACUUCAUUCGUGGUAUUGGACAGAUCUGAAGAAGAUGUCCUGUUGCGAGACAUCCCACAACAAACAAUUUCACUCUCAUCCGGAUCAGCUUCCGUUCCAACAACUCAAACACGGAAUCGUCCACUUGUCUUCUUAGAUAAUUCGGCGGAAGAUGUGCAAAUCGUUCGCCAAGGUUCCAUAUCCAACGCGAGCACAUCUUCGCUUCAAGCAGUGUUAUCCAACAUACAAGGAAAUUCGCUUGAAGUUCCAGACAAUUCCAACGAAGAUUUCGAAUUGCGGCUGAUUUCUCAACCAGUAUCUGUACCUACGCUUUCUUCACCUGGAACUCCACAGUCCACGACAACUCCUAGAUUUCUCCUAGUUGAUUCCGAUGAAGAUGUUCAGAUCGUCCAGCAAAUCAUCCUAUCCAAUAAUUCUUCAUCCGUUGCGGAAACCCCUCGAAUUGUCUUGCGAGAUUCAGCUGAGGACUUCCAAACGAAUCGAAGAGUUCCACAGCCAACUGUUUCGUUAUCUGGGUCUGCACAAUCUGCUGGAAUAGCUCCUCUUUUACGUUUAGUUGAUUCAGCAGAAGAUAUCCAAGUUACACGAGAAGUUUCGCUAUCUAGUGUACCGCUGUCCUCACCAGUACCUGCAGCUGGACAAACUCAGCCGUCUUUCUUAGUGGAUUCAGCGGAAGACAUUCAGAUCGUCCAGCAAAUUGCUCUGUCUAACACUUCUUCAUCUGGAACGGUUGCGGAAACCCCUCGAAUUUUCUUACGAGAUUCAGCUGAAGACUUCCAAAUCGAUCGGAGGAUUCCGCAGCCAACAGUUUCGUUAUCAGGGCCAACACAAUCUGCUGGAACAGCACCUCUUGUGCGCUUGGUUGACUCGGAUGAAGAUGUCCAGGUUGCACGAGAAGUUCCUCUGUCUACUGUAGUGUUAUCCGCACCAGUGUCAUCAACUGGACAAACUCCGUUUUCAUUCCUAGUUGAUUCGGAGGAAGACACUCGAAUUGUCCAGGGUAAUCCCUUGUCUAACUUCUCAUUAUCAGGGCCAACAUCAACAGGUGCUGGACCUGUUGUUCUAUUAGUCGAUUCGGCCGAAGACGCGCAGCAAUUUCUACGUUCCAACGUUUCGCUGUCGUCGACAACAAACUCGCGGGUGGUCUUAGUCGAAUCAGCUGAAGAUAUCGAAUCGCCAGUUUCACCUCUUUUGCAAGCUGCGAAUCGAGUACAAAUUCAAGAAAGAGACCUGGAUGACGAUCGAAGUGAUGAAGACAUUGAAACGAGAGUAACAAUUUCAGGGGGAUCUAUUGUCCUGGUCAAUCCAACUUCUGUAUAAUGGAACUGGAACCAACCAUGACGAACAGUAAGAUAUUAUUGAUUGCUGAUAAAUUAUAUUUUAACAUUUAGAUCUUUUUUUUCGAUUUAUUUAUUUGUAAUUGAUCAUCCGUUAUUUAGCCCAGUUUGACGGUUUUGCUCAAAAAUAACCGAAUAUUACAGUUUCAUUUUCAAUCAGUGAAAUCUUAUAUACAUUUUAUUUUUAUGUUCCAAUACUUAACCCGACUGUAGAAUUGUUCUUCAUUGUGUUUUUGUUCGUGAACGAAUGGCUGCCAUUCACUCUUUGGAUUUCUUAGAAAGCUAUAGAAAUACACAGUUUACGAACCAC